Molecule: messenger RNA, 139 nt
Organism: Racocetra persica
Lineage: Eukaryota; Fungi; Glomeromycota; Glomeromycetes; Diversisporales; Gigasporaceae
Source: the annotation of a GenBank genome assembly
AUGGCUACCCUUUCAGAAGAUGUUAAACCCUUUUUGCCAUCACACAAUGCUCUUCGUAAAACAGUUGUUCGUUCCAGAAAAACUGUACAAUUACCACAACCGCAACAUGCUUUGGACUUUGAUCUUCCACCCACACUUU